Messenger RNA from Penicillium nucicola, 672 nucleotides. RefSeq names its product mitochondrial 54S ribosomal protein bL31m. The record is from RefSeq and is a predicted model, not a curated record. The transcript is spliced from 2 exons. The coding region runs from base 1 to 672 and encodes 223 amino acids. Gene Ontology annotation, cellular component: mitochondrial large ribosomal subunit. Gene Ontology annotation, molecular function: structural constituent of ribosome. Gene Ontology annotation, biological process: mitochondrial translation. Lineage: Eukaryota; Fungi; Ascomycota; Eurotiomycetes; Eurotiales; Aspergillaceae.
AUGCAAUCGUUUGGCCGAGAACAUCAACUUCCAACCUCCGCAUCCUCCCCGAACGCAUUGCGCACCAGUCAAUUCCCGCUCGGCUCAAUCCUCCCGUGCAAUCCUCCCAUCAGUAUUCUUUCUAUCCUUCUAAAAUGGCAAUGCACACCUCUCCUCCGCCGCACCGCGGCCACAAUAACCAACUCAACAACUACUAUCCUCCCAAGACUCCCAACCCAACCCACGGCAACAACCUUCAUCUGCUCUCAAUGUCGACACGCCACCCUUCUCCGCCGUCCUAAGCGCCCCUACACCUUCACACAAUUGAUCACUCUCAGCGAUGGCAGCACAUUCACGCACCGCACGACCUCCCCGGCCCCCAUCUACCGCUCCACACGCGACACACGCAACUCGCUCCUGUGGAACCCCUCCAGCAGCAAGCUGAUGAAUGUCGAAGACGAUGAGGCCGGUCGUCUGGCCGCUUUCCGUGCCCGUUUCGGUCGCGGGUACGAUGUCAACACGCCCGCUGAGCCGGUCGAUCCCAAGGAUGCCGCUGCGGUCAAGGAGAAGGAGGCUGCUGCCAAGGCCCAGGCUGAUGCUGAGCAGGAGGAAGAAGAUAAUCUGCUUGAUUUGAUUAGCUCUUUCGGUCAGAAUGAGGCUCCUCCGCCUGAGAAGAAGCCUUUCAAGAAAUAG